CCGAAAAGAAUGAGCCAAAUGAACAAAUACUAAUCGGUUACUUCCUCCUCUUCCUACGUAUACGCAACGACGCACACUUGCACACACACACACACACCCGCACACACACACACGCACACAAACUGUAUACUGUAUACUGAUUGAUGAUGACAACGGAGCAGAAACAACAACAACAACUAGCGGCAGCAGCAGCAGCAGCAGCAGCAGCUACGUCGACUACGGAUAACGGCACCAUGACAGCAGCAGCAACAGCAGCAACAACAACAACAACAAAAACAACAAAUGGCAACACAAGUGGUGGAAAUAACACAAAGCAAAGCAAGCACAGGUCGAGGUCAUCCGCACGCUACGAUGACGUCGAACGGCAGCAGCGCAAAAGUCGCGCCAUUGUCUCCAUACCGAAUACCAUAAAGCUGAGCAUGCUCAACAGCGGCCUGUUGUCCUUCGACCGGAUCAAGCUGGAGGCGCGCGACGAAAACAAUUCGCUAUCGAAGACCAUACCCAAUGGCCCCAUCGAUGUGCGGCAUUUUCUCAAAUUGUGCGAUCUGCGUCGCAAAUUUCCGGUGCUCUAUAAACUGGAAUUUCAGACAGCCGCCAAAGUGGAGACGAACACUUGCCGGCAUGCCCUGAAGAAGAACAACGCGGAGAAGAAUCAGAAUCCCAAGUGCAUUCCAUAUGACUACAAUCGUGUUGUCCUGCAGAAGCUACCCGGUGUGCCCGACUCCGACUAUGUGAAUGCCAGCUAUGUGGACAGUCUGCUCAAGCCGAAUGCUUACAUCGUCACUCAGGGUCCUGUGGAGGAGACGGUGAAUGCGUAUUGGCGCAUGGUGUGGCAGGAGAACAUUAGCGCUAUUGUGAUGCUGACAAAGACCUUUGACUUUGCCAAGGUCAUGUGCGUGCAGUACUGGCCACCGAAUAUGGAGGUGCACGAGACCUAUGGCGAUAUUCACAUCAAUAUUGUGCGGGAGGAGCAGUUGGCCAACUUUCACAUACGCACCUUUCGACUGUACAAGAAGAGCGAACAGGGCGAGGUGACCGACGAGCGUUUGAUACUCCAGUUUCACUAUACGGAAUGGUAUUCCCACUCCUGCCCCUUCUCCAAUGCCCUGCUGGAAUUUAGACGACGGGUGCGACUCGUUGUCGGCAAUAUCAUCAAAGAUGACGAUGAUGUCGAUAUGCGUGGUCCCAUUCUGGUGCAUUGCAGCGAUGGCGGCGGCCGUUCCGGUGUCUAUAUGUCCAUCGAUGCCAAUCUGGAACUGGCCGAGGAAGAGGAGUGCUUCAACGUUUUUGGCUAUCUGAAGAAGCUGCGACAGUCGCGCAAAGGUCUCGUCGAGAAUGUGGAACAAUACAAGUUCGUUUAUGAUACGCUCGAGGAGCAUAUUAUAUGCGGUAAGACCUGGUUUCCCGUCUCCGAGCUUUCCGAUCGCCUCAAGGCCAAAGCACGCCGAAAUUCGGCCACCAAGCUGAACGAGUAUCAGAUGGAAUACGAUCAGAUCUGCAAGCAAACGCCACGUUUCACCAUCGGUGACUGUGCUGGCGGUCAUCGGGCGGACAAUCGUGAAAAGAAUCGCGAUGUGCUCUGUGUGCCACCCGACAAUUUCCGUCCGUAUCUCACCAGUUUUCAGGGCAACGCCUUCACAGACUACAUCAACUCGGUGUUUGUGGAUGGCUACACAAAGCCACGGGAGUACAUCAACACCGAAUGGCCCAUGAAGCAUACGCUGGGCGAGUUCUGGUCACUGGUCUACGAUCAUGAGUGCUCCGCUGUGGUGGUGCUCUGUCAGCCGCCAUCGCAAUCGCAACAGUAUCCCUCGUUCUGGCCAAACAAAUCGAAAAUGGAGAAAUAUGGACCGGUCUUCACCGUGCACUACGUCAUGUCGAAGAGCUAUACGAAUAUAAAGCAGUGGGAGUUCAAGAUCAACAAGAAGAUCGUUUCGCUAACGGAAAUGAUGGCGGGUGUUAAGGCGCCGACGCGUACCGUCCAGCUGUUCCAGCUAACCUGUUGGCCGAUGGGUCACAAGGUGCCAAGUUCAACCAAUUCGCUGGUGUAUCUAAUGAAUAUGGUCGAGAUCUGGCGCAACAAGGUCGACUAUGGACCCGUCUGUGUUGUCUCGCCCGAUGGGCGCAGUCGUGCCGGCGUUUAUUGUGCCGCAAAUGCGUGCAUCGAGCAGGUCAUACAGCACGGUGAAGUCGAUGUUUUUCAGGCCGUGAAGACCGUGCGGCGACACCGUCCACAGCUCGUCGAGAAUAUGACCGAGUACAAGUACUGCUACGAUCUGGUACUCCACUAUGUCCUUCACUUUCUCAACAAGAAGGAUUGAACUCGUUCAACGCACACACACACAUUUUUUGUAAUGGAACCAACAUUUUUUUGGAGGGUUCUACACCACUUUUUUUCGACGAGUGCAACUCGCUCAAAAAAAAAGAAAAAAGAAGUAGAAGAAGAAGAAAAGAGAACAACUGUUUUAUGGUUAACAAAACUUUAUGUCCAAGUGGUCCACAUUUUAUGCCUAAUACUACUAUUCUAUCUUGAAUGUACGUAUGUCUAUUCUAUAGAGAGCCGUAGAGAAUGGGGCUAGACUCGGCUUGGCACAGAGCCUUAAAGCAAUAAUACGGAGUAUUUUUGUUGUUUUUAUUUCUUUUGUGUUUUUACUGUCGUUGGCUAAGGGGAAAUGAAAUUUCCAAAAUGUCACGAAAUGGUACUUGUCUUUUUGAUAUUUUGUCCCUUAAAUUUUCCUAAUGGGAUCGCAAAAUGAUGUAAGCGAAAUCAAAUGCAAAAGCCAUAUAUUGUCUAUGAUCUGUAUCUGAACUGUAUGUGCCAUGUCUAAAUGCCCUAAUUGUUGUUGUUAUUACUAUAUAUAGUAUAUACUUAUAAAUCUAUAUAUAUACACACAAAUAUUCAUAUAUGUGAACUUAAACUAUUAAAUUUACGAUUUACGAUUAAAUAUGAUUAUUUUUACGAUACGUUAACUCUAAAAACUUGCUACCUUAUACAAAAUUGUUGAUAUAUAUCUAACUAUACUACAGCAUACAUAGCAUAUAUAUAUAUAUAUAUAUUUGAAUGUUAUGUUAUGUAUAAAAGAAAGUCGCAUAGAAUUUGUAGAGGUCUCUCGGAGAAGUGCUGUUGGAAAUUGUAUUUUUUAUUCAUGUUACCAAAUGUGCGGAAAAUAUUUAUUUAU
Messenger RNA from Drosophila grimshawi, 3179 nucleotides. It is a transcript of the gene Ptp36E, whose product is annotated as receptor-type tyrosine-protein phosphatase kappa. NCBI's taxonomy places the organism in Eukaryota, Metazoa, Arthropoda, Insecta, Diptera, Drosophilidae. Gene Ontology annotation, biological process: protein dephosphorylation. Gene Ontology annotation, molecular function: protein tyrosine phosphatase activity. The transcript has a single exon. The coding region runs from base 144 to 2321 and encodes 725 amino acids. The record is from RefSeq and is a predicted model, not a curated record.